Molecule: messenger RNA, 906 nt
Organism: Parnassius apollo (apollo)
Lineage: Eukaryota; Metazoa; Arthropoda; Insecta; Lepidoptera; Papilionidae
Source: the annotation of a GenBank genome assembly
AUGUACUCCGGAAAAGACACAACUGCUCGAACUGGCAAAAAAUCUGAAAAGAUCGUCCUUCGUCUCAUGAGGCCAUAUUUGCUGAAGGGACAUCAAUUAUACAUGGAUAAUUAUUACAAUUCCGUAACACUUUCGCAAAAGCUAGUUGACUUAAAAACUCACACCACAGGUACCUUACGUUCAAACAGAAAAGAUAAUCCCAAAGACAUCAUUAAGAAAAAACUCAAGAAGAAUCAACAUGUGUGGGUACGAAAAAAUAAGGUCUAUGUUUCAAAAUGGGUUGACAAGCGACCAGUUCUUAUGGUAACAACUUCAGUUCAUCCUCGGCUUAUAGAAAUACAAAACAGAUUUCAACAAAGAAAAAUUAAACCCGCAGAAGUGGCAGAAUACAAUCAACGCAUGUCCGGAGUUGAUAGAGCAGAUCAAAUGAUCUCAUAUUAUUCCUCACCAAGGAAAUCAAUCCGGUGGUAUAAAAAAGUGAUGUUCCACUUGUUGGAUGUCGCAGUAUGGAACUCAUUUUUUAUUUUCAAAAAAUACUGCCAAGCCAAUUGUGAUUUCUUGCUUUUCCGAGAGGAAUUGAUUCGAAGACUGUUGGACUUACCAGCAGAUUUAACAGCAGAGCAAGUGAUUUUAGCUCGCAGCAAAUAUGACAACAGAAUCAGAGCUAAUUUAUUGCCACUUCCAGUCAGUACCAUUGACGACGACGUCGGAAGCUCAAGAGUCCAUGGUCACUGGCCUGAGAAAAUACCCGUGCAAGAGGGUUCAAACAAAACAUCAAAGUACUUGAAAUGCAAGAUGUGCACGAAAAAAAAGGUGAGAAGGGAGACUUGCCUGAGAUGUAAAGGUUGCCCUGAAAAGCCAGCACUGUGUGCUCUUUGCUUCGAAGAGUGGCACAAAGAAGUAUAA